UUUUUUUUUUUCCUCCCCUACUCUCUCCGACCUCCUCACCCCCUCUGCCAGCCCGGCCGCCUCGCCGUCCUGCAGGGCGCCGCCGCCGCCGCAAGCUGAGCCUUGCCUACCCCCUCGCUGACUCCGUGCCCAACUCUGCGCCGGCCCCUCCCUCUUUCGAUUGGUCUGUCUUGGUCUCAGAAGCGAUGGGGAAGAAGUUGAAGGCGAAGACCAAGAACCCAAGGAAAACCCAGCAGCAGCAGCAGCAACGGGAGCCAGCGGCGGCGCUCUCCGAUGCUGGAUCUGGGGAUGCUGAGUCGCAGGACGCGGGCAAUUCGACGGAGGAAGCUGCUGCUGCGUCGGCCAGCGGCAGGGAGCAGUGCGGCCACUAUGGCGGCGACAUUGCCCGCUUGGACAAGGUCCUCUUGGAGAUCAUGUCGUCCAAGCAUUUUGCGUCGUGCGAGCAUUGCCGGGACGACAUGCCUCGGAAGAAAGGAGGUGGGGGUGGCAAGGAGAAAGGAGGGAAGCAGCAGAAGAGGAAAGGAGGUGGACAGAAAGGCGCCGCGGCCAAGGGACAGGCAAAGGCGCAGAAGAGUGAUAUGUGGGUCUGCUUAGACUGUGGUCGGCAAUUCUGCGGUGGUGAGGUUGAUAUGACCAAGCCAUACGGCCAUGCCCGAAGGCAUGCCAAGCAGGACCGGCAUUGGUGGGCUGCACGGUUUGAUGAUCCGACUGUUGCAUUUUGUUUGUCGUGUGAAAAGGAAGUGUCGAUCGAGAUGCCUAGAAUAGAGACAGUUGCUGCAGUGCCAGCAGAGGCAGUUGCUGCAGUUGACAGAGAUUUGGGUUUGGUUAACCUUCAUGGUAGUGUAAUCAGAGGGCUGCCAAAUCUUGGGAACACAUGUUUCUUCAAUGCAGUGAUGCAGAGCCUCCUUGCACUUGAUAGGUUGCGCAGUAAGAUGUUGGGACCAGAUGUACCAACAGGUGCACUUUCGAUGUCACUAAAGAAACUCUUCAUGGAGACGAGUGCUUCGAAUGAUGUUGGAGGUGCACUGAGUCCAAAGAAUCUCUUCUCAAAUAUUUGCUCAAAGUACCCGCAGUUCAGGGGCUACCAGAUGCAGGACAGCCAUGAAUUACUACGCUGUUUUCUUGAUGGUCUGCGCACAGAGGAAAAUGAAGCUUGGAAGCUAGCAGAUGAGUCUUCGAAUGCAGCUAUUCCUACAAUUGUCGACUCAAUCUUUGGAGGUCAGCUGUCUAGCACAGUUUCCAGCACUGAAUGCACACACAGUUCUGUUAAACAUGAUCAAUUCCUUGAUCUAUCACUACCAGUUCCAUCGAGGAGACCUCCAGCCAAGAGUGUGUCAUCACCACCAGCAAAGAGGAACAAACAAUCCAUAAGGGAUAGGAAUAAAAAUCGGAGAUAUGGGAGGAUUUCUCCCCGAGUGUCUCCCAUAGUACAGGUGAAUAACAAAGAAAAGAUUGAAACUGUUGCUGAAUGCAAUGAUUCCCAGAUUCCUGGUUCAGAGUCAGGACAGGUUGUCUGUGAGAAAGAGCCUGAGCCUUCUGAAUGCAGUGAGUCAUGUGCUUCUGUGCCUAAUCUAGAACAAACAGGCACUUCAAAUGUGGAGGAUCCCGCUUGCUGGUUGGAUUACAUUGAUGAUGCAGAUGAAGCAAAAUCUGAGAUUCUUGAUUCGGCAGAUUCUACUGAGGCAGGACACAUCUGGGAAGACAAGGGUGUUAUUCAUGGUCCAUUUCUUCCACAGGAUUAUGCCUUAUCAAAAGAGCAGGUCUUGGGUUCUGAACACUCUGGUGAAAACCUUAUUGAUGACGCAACAUCUUCACACCCUAUUAUCUUGCUUCCUUACAAAGAAUUUGGUUCCACUGCCGAGGAAAUGGAUGCAACUGUAGAAAAUUCACAGAAACCAGAAGACGCACUUGCUCCUCCAGCUGUUUCUCUGACAGAAGAUAAUGCACAACCUGCAUCUGUUGGUGAUGGUGAUCAAGAUGACUUUGCUGGUCUUGGUGAUAUGUUCAACGAGCCUGAAGUUACUUCUGAAGUCAAGAAGGAAACAGGUACAGUUGAAAAUAUUGAUGUGAUGGCCUGGAGUAGCAAUAGUGCUGAAGAUGAGGUGGAUGAUAGUAAUGCACCUGUAUCAGUUGAGGGCUGCUUGGCUCUGUUUACUGAACCGGAGUUGCUCUCUGAACCAUGGCACUGUGAGCAUUGUUCUAACUCUGUUGCCUGCCCAGACGCCAACGAUGGCAAACAUGAUGAGAUGGCGACUAGUGCCAAUGAAAGAAAGGAUGGGAAGGAGAUGAUGGCAGGUGGUGAUGAAAGACAAGAUGGUGAUAAGUUGAUCACUAACUGCAUCGAAGAGGAGGGCACUGAUCAAAUUAUGGCAACUGAUGGUUGCUCUGACAAUUUAAAUACUGAUAUGAACAGUAAGGAAGGUGGUUGUGCAAAUUCUUCUUUGGCCGGUGCUGCUAACUCAGGCGAUGCUAACUUUUCAGACAAUGGGAAAGUUGCUUUACUGAAAUCAGGUGCUUCUCUUGUUGAAACUGAACAGGCAGACAGCAAAUUACACCAUCUGGAGACUCAGGAUUUGAACAACUCAGCAUUGGAAUAUACAUCUUUGAGUAAGCAACCGCGUGAUUCUACGCAGCAUAAGGAUGAAAAUAAUGUGGAUGUAGCCUCUGAAGAAGCAACUGCACCAGAGUGUUGUCGCGAUGAUGAGUCUGCCUCUUGCAGCACAACCAACAAGAAUGAAGCAGAAUGUGGUGCUGGUUCUGAAGAAAUUGUUGCUAGUAGCCUUCCAUCUGAGAUGCAAAGAAUCUUACCAGGUGAAAGAGACAAUGAAGAUGUUAUCACACGGAAUCAGGGCAGAAGGAAGCGAAUGAAGAUGGUUGGCAAAGCACAUCAAGGACGAGAUAGCCAAAAUGAACAGAAACAGAAUGGAAAAAAGGUCUUCAGAACUGCAAUGAGAAGAAUCCUUAUCAGCAAGGCCCCACCUGUAUUGACAAUUAAUUUGAACAGAUUCAGUCAGGACUCACAUGGUCGGUUCAAGAAAUUGAAAGGGCAUGUACGCUUUAAGGAGAUAAUUGAUGUGCAACCUUUCAUGGACCCAAGGUCUAAGGAGAAUGACAACACCACAUAUCGUCUAGUUGGCGUUGUUGAGCACUUGGGAACCAUGGCAGCUGGGCAUUAUGUUGCAUAUGUGAGAACUGGCAAGAUUGGGGGUCGGCAGCAGAGGAGCACUGAUUCCAAGUCAUGGUUUUAUGCAAGUGAUGCACAAGUCAGAGAAGCCUCUCUGGAGGAAGUUCUUAACUGUGAGGCUUACAUACUUUUCUACGAGAGGGUGGGUGACUAAGACAGUUAUGCCUGGCAACCUAUUCGUCGACCAGUCAGUAAUCAGGACAUGAUCAAAUGGUCAGCAUAAACCACAUUUUUUUUGGAUAAUCAGAGGCUCAGAUAGUCUUCAUACUAGUUACUAUCCAUCAAGUCCAUUUCGUUUCUUUGAAUGAGUUCCAUUGGCUUUAUUGCCAUUUGUCUACUCGGUCGAAGAGAUUUUUCACAAGUGGACUUGAACAGUUAAUCUGUUCAUACUGCCUACAGCCGUUUUGUCUUUUGAAGCAUAUUUGGAGGUGUGGAAAUGUUCAGAAUUGGCGAGCAGCUCAUACAUAUCUUGGCAGGUGCUCUGUGGAAAGCCCAUAGAUAUUGCUUUACAACCAAAACAUGGUCACCUUAGUACUACAUAUUUUUUUGAGUAUAUGUCUCCAGUCUCCACCCCUAAAUUUUGAGUGAUGGGGGUGUAUACUGUAACGGUGCCUUAGAUCCAUUUUAAAAGUGGUAAUUACAUACUCUUAUCAUUGUCAUCUGGGAUGAUAAAAAAAAAAUCCUCCUUUCAUUGAGAAAUUUUCUGUUUCA
Messenger RNA from Oryza brachyantha (malo sina), 3895 nucleotides. Its product is annotated as ubiquitin carboxyl-terminal hydrolase 2-like. The record is from RefSeq and is a predicted model, not a curated record. The transcript is spliced from 3 exons. Gene Ontology annotation, biological process: protein deubiquitination. Gene Ontology annotation, molecular function: cysteine-type endopeptidase activity; zinc ion binding; cysteine-type deubiquitinase activity. Bases 186 to 3338 code for a protein of 1050 amino acids. Gene Ontology annotation, cellular component: cytosol; nucleus. Lineage: Eukaryota; Viridiplantae; Streptophyta; Magnoliopsida; Poales; Poaceae.